Molecule: messenger RNA, 2596 nt
Organism: Silurus meridionalis
Lineage: Eukaryota; Metazoa; Chordata; Actinopteri; Siluriformes; Siluridae
Gene: lpar6a
Product: lysophosphatidic acid receptor 6a
Exons: 1
Coding region: 795-1916 (373 amino acids)
Biological process (GO): positive regulation of Rho protein signal transduction; phospholipase C-activating G protein-coupled receptor signaling pathway
Cellular component (GO): membrane
Molecular function (GO): lysophosphatidic acid receptor activity
Source: RefSeq, a predicted model, not a curated record
AGAGGUGGGGCAGGGGGCAGGAAACAGUCUGAAGAGAAGUAGUAAGUACACGCUGCCGUACGCACUGGGAGUAAUGCUGAGACACUGCAUUGGAUCCAUGCUGCGGGAGCACAGCGUGUUGUAGUCCACAGGUGCUUUUGGUGUGCCUUUUUUCCUAAACAGGACCAGCUGUGUGAUUCCACAAAACAAAAAAGGCCACUUAAAUCGUUGGAAUGUUUCAAAACACACUAAGGAGUAAGAUCACUGGAUCAUUUUGGAUGUAGGAUAGUAAUUGAUUCUGGAUUGAUUCAUUUUUUUUUUUUUGGUCUUCAGGAAGACGUUUCAUUAGACUUUUUGGACUACUAUUGUUCACUUGUGGCUUUUCCUCAUGGACUAAAUGAAUCUUCAUGGACGAGUGAAGCCGGAGUGAGUCAGCCGCCAGCUCCUUACCUUUGGGGUGAAUCAGAAAGGGGCAGAGUGUUGAAAAAAGGGGGGAGGAGAGGAGGAAGCUACAGCUUGUCUCCUGUCUCUAGGGAGAGCUGCUUUCAGCCCAGUGUCUCUGCUAAGGAAUGCUGAAGGGAAGCGUUUAAACGCUUGCAACCACAUGCUGCCCUGAAAGCAAGCACAUGAAAGAGAUCUCUGUGUCCUGGCCAGCAAGAGUGUUUUGGUCAAAGACACUUUAAAGGAAUGCCUCAGGUUCCUUUUGCUUUGUGUCCAACCAACCAUUCAUUCUGGAUCCUGCAACAAGGGAAUUCCCCCACAGUAUAUCUGCUGUAUAAUUUCUACUGAAAACGAUACCAUUCUUUUGUGCAGGGAUGCACAACAUCACCUCGGAUGGACAGAUGGACAGUACAACUCUGCAGUGGGGCAUCAGGAAUGCCACAAACAUCUCAGACCUGAGCAUGUGCCCCAAGAAUGAUGGAUUUAAGUAUCCGCUCUACAGCACAGUGUUCAGCAUUGUGUUUGUGGUGGGACUCAUAAUGAAUGUUAUAGCUAUGUACAUCUUUUCCUGCACACUGAAAGUCCGUAAUGAAACCACCACAUACAUGAUGAACCUGGUGGUGUCAGACCUGCUGUUUGUUCUCACUCUACCAUUGCGGGUCUUUUAUUUUAUCCGACAGGACUGGCCUUUUGGUGGCGUGCUUUGCAAGCUGUCAGUCUCUCUGUUCUACACGAAUAUGUAUGGCAGCAUCCUUUUCCUCACUUGCAUCAGUGUGGACCGGUUCCUGGCCAUCGUUUACCCUCUCCGUUCACGGGAACUUCGAACCAAGCGCAAUGCAAAAAUAGUAUGUGUUGCAGUAUGGGUGCUGGUGCUCUCAGGGAGUCUGCCAACAGGCUUCUUGCUGGAUUCUACCCCCCGCCAAAAUAACUCCUCCGCUCAGUUCUGCUUUGAGAACUUCUCUUCCAAGCAGUGGAAGUCUCAUCUAUCCAAGGUGGUGAUUUUCAUAGAGACUGUGGGUUUCCUCAUACCACUGCUCCUCAACGUUUUCUGUUCUGCAAUGGUUCUUCAGACUCUGCGGAGGCCACUGACAGUCACUCGAGGUGGGAAGCAUAACAAGACGAAGAUCUUGCGAAUGAUAAUGGUGCACCUAUUUAUCUUCUGUUUCUGUUUUAUUCCUUAUAAUGUGAACCUUGUGUUUUACUCGCUGGUGCGCACAAAAAUGUUAAAAGGCUGUGCAGCUGAAACUGUGGUCAGGACCAUUUAUCCAAUUGCCUUGUGCAUAGCUGUAACCAACUGUUGCUUUGACCCGAUCGUGUAUUAUUUUACCUCAGAAACGAUACAAAAUUCCAUCAGAAGGAAGUCACAGAUGGGCACAAACUAUAGCAUGAAGUACUCUGAAGCGAUGCAAUCAGAGACCAGCUCCAGCUUUAAUUUCAGCCUGAGGAGUCUUAAAAACAAGAUGUUCUUCAAUCCAUUGCAAGAGUCUAUUGCAUGAGGAGACUUCGGGACUCUUAAUACUGGUGUAUAUUUGCUACAAAUAUCCGUUCGGUUAGUGUACAGUUAAGUGUUACUACAGUGUUUAGAAGAGUCUGUGUAAUUCUGUCUGAUCAGUAACAGGUGUUUUUUACAUCCUGCAAAAUAUGCAUGCAAUCAGUAUAGAAUGACAUGUAUAUAAAUAUCCAUCUAAAGUAAAGUAUUUAUCUCUGGAGAAAGAGCCUUUUUUUAAGAAAUGUAAUUAGAUUACUGUGAAUCACAAAAGCUAAGAUCAUUUGGAACACAGACCUGAAUGCACUUAAGUAAAUGCAAAUAAUAAAGUAUUGUACCAGGACAUUGUAAUAGUAUUAAAAAUUAGUCCAUACCUGAAAGUCCCAGUCUGAAACUAGCAGGACAGAUUUGUGGAUUGUUGUUGCUGAUACAGUCAUUACAGAUUGUGGUUUUGAAUGUUUUUGUGUUUUGUGGCUUUUUUUGUAUAGAAAUAUUAAGCAUAAAAUCUUAAUAUACUGAUGUGUCAUAGCAUUAAGUUUUUUGUGGGCUUUGCUUUAUUUUUAAUAUUUUUUAUUUUUUUAAGCACUUUAUGCUACAGAGGUGUGCAUUGGCAUUAGCACGUUCUUCUGCACUGUUCUCCAACAACCCCCCCCCCACCUGUUUUGCUUUUUUAAUAAAAAUCAUUUAAAC